AUGGCGGCAGCAGAUGUUGAGUUCCGUUGCUUCGUCGGCGGCCUUGCUUGGGCCACUACAGACCAGUCCCUUGAAGAAGUCUUUAGUUCCUUCGGUGAAGUCGUCGAAUCGAAGAUUAUCAAUGAUCGCGAGACGGGGAGAUCACGGGGCUUUGGAUUCGUGACAUUUAGUAACGAGAGCUCAAUGAGAGAGGCAAUUGAGGGAAUGAACGGCCAGACUCUCGAUGGCCGUAGCAUCACCGUAAAUGAAGCUCAGUCUCGCGGUGGAGGUGGUGGUGGUGGUUAUGGCGGAGGUGGACGCCGUGAAGGCGGAGGUGGUUACAGCCGUGGUGGCGGCGGAUAUGGAGGAGGUGGUUACAGUGGUGGGGGACGUGACCGUGGGUAUGGUGAUGGUGGAUCUAGGUAUUCCAGAGGUGGAUCUGAUGGUGGUAACUGGAGGAAUUAG
Molecule: messenger RNA, 444 nt
Organism: Dovyalis caffra
Lineage: Eukaryota; Viridiplantae; Streptophyta; Magnoliopsida; Malpighiales; Salicaceae
Source: the annotation of a GenBank genome assembly